UCCUAGAUAAAGUUCGUGCAAGCGGGUGGGCAAGUGUGCCGCGCCUCCGAAAUCCCUCGCCAUGGCAGGCUCUUCCACUCUCUCGUCCGCGCUCUUUCUCCUUCCUCCCUUUAACUCUAACGUCUCCUCCAAAUCGAAGCCCUCACUCUCCUUUGCUGCUUACUCCUCGAAGCCGCUGACCUCGCUUUAUUCCCGUUCCUCGUCAUUCAUGGUCUUGGCCGCGCCGGAGCUCGUGGACUCACCGGAAACCUUAUCCGGAUCUGAAGGUCUCGCAGGCUUGGAGACCGAGGGAUCCGAGCCUUCUUCUCUGGCUUUUGAGAGUGAUGCUGAUAAGCUGGCAGCGGCACCAAAGCAGAAGAUAAGAAUCAAGCUGAGAUCAUACUGGGUUCCCCUCAUUGAGGACUCAUGCAAGCAGAUCUUAGAGGCAGCCAGAAGCACCAAUGCCAAGACCAUGGGACCUGUCCCUCUGCCUACCAAGAAGAGAGUUUACUGUGUUCUCAAGUCUCCCCAUGUGCACAAGGAUGCUCGAUUUCACUUCGAGAUUCGCACUCAUCAUCGUUUGAUCGAUAUCCUGUACCCAACCGCGCAGACGAUCGAUUCACUCAUGCAGCUUGAUCUACCAGCUGGUGUUGAUGUGGAAGUUAAGCUCUAAUUUUUCAGUCAAAACUAUUUGUCUCUGGCUCCCAACCUAAGCAUUUGUAUUCAUUUUGUGCUCCAGAUUGCAAUCAAUUGGAGAAUAGACUGUAUGUGAUAUUUUAUUUAGGACAUUCAGAAAUGGAAGCUUGGUGCAGAAGUAUAUACAUUUCACUA
Messenger RNA from Dendrobium catenatum, 810 nucleotides. RefSeq names its product cyanelle 30S ribosomal protein S10. The coding region runs from base 62 to 652 and encodes 196 amino acids. Gene Ontology annotation, molecular function: RNA binding; structural constituent of ribosome. Lineage: Eukaryota; Viridiplantae; Streptophyta; Magnoliopsida; Asparagales; Orchidaceae. The record is from RefSeq and is a predicted model, not a curated record. The transcript is spliced from 3 exons. Gene Ontology annotation, cellular component: small ribosomal subunit; ribosome; mitochondrion. Gene Ontology annotation, biological process: translation.